Messenger RNA from Zerene cesonia (dogface butterfly), 1362 nucleotides. RefSeq names its product sialin-like. Gene Ontology annotation, molecular function: transmembrane transporter activity. Bases 1 to 1362 code for a protein of 453 amino acids. The record is from RefSeq and is a predicted model, not a curated record. The transcript is spliced from 10 exons. Gene Ontology annotation, biological process: transmembrane transport; monoatomic anion transport. NCBI's taxonomy places the organism in Eukaryota, Metazoa, Arthropoda, Insecta, Lepidoptera, Pieridae.
AUGAUAUUUUUUGGAUAUUUUCUUAUUUAUAUCGUGCGAUAUAAUCUGAGUGUACAUAUUGUUGAUAUGGUGGAAAUUUCCAAAAGAAUUUUGUUUUCGUAUUAUAAUGAAACAGAAAUAUUACGAACAAGACCAAAAUAUGGCAUGGACUUGCUACAUUGGAAUGAAAAUAAGAUAGCUCUUUUACUAGCUGCCUAUCAUAUUGGAUAUUGUAUUUGUUUUCCAAUAUUUCACAACCUGGGUGAUCGAUUUGGACCAACAUGGGUUGUUGGAGUGGCUGGAAUAAUUUCAGGUGCACUAAACUGUCUUGUACCAUCUGCAUCAUGGUUUAGUUUCUGGUUAUUUUUUAUUGUUCGAAUUUUGAACGGAUUCUGCGCGGGUGCUAUGUUACCAAGUAUGAUCCAGGUAUUGAGGCAUUGGGUCCCCCCAAUAGAGCGGCAUUAUUUUAUGUGGGCUUACUGUGGGAUAACAACAGGAACUUGCUCGACAUUUCUUAUUUGUGCGGCUGUACAAUUUUAUUCUAAAUGGUCGGUUGGUUUUUAUGUAUGCGGGGCAGUUCAAAUUCUAUGGGCUACAAUUUGGCUAUUAGUGGUUAACGACUCACCAGAUAAACACUCAUUCAUUUCAAAGGACGAAUUGACAUAUCUGAAAAAUACUAUCGGUUCAGUGUUUACGAUACAAUUAAUGAAUUCUCAAGCCCCCUGGAAAUUAAUAUUGAAGUCUGUAUCCUUUUGGGCAGUUUGUAUAUUAAAUUUUGGUUAUGCGUGGAUGAUUAUAUCACUAUGUCUUCAUGGACCGUUGUAUUACACCAUAAUUUUAAGAUAUAGCAUUUAUGAAGCCUCUACGUUAACGGCUCUACCAUUUCUGCUGAGACUAAUUUUGGGUACAAUAAUCAUUCAAACUUACUUUUGGUAUAAACAUAAUACGAAGUUCAGAGUAAUCAAGAAUGCAAGGAAAUAUUUUAUCAUUGUUUCGCAUGUGAUCCCGGGUCUAAUAGUUUCUAUGGCGUGGUUUGUACCUUUUGCUCCUGGGCCCACAAUUUUGACGAUUGCUGUAACUCUAACAGCAGCUGGCAUGGAUCUUAUAUUUGAUAUAUGUUACAAACUGUCGCCCGCUUACGUAAAUUCAAUUAAUACUGUAAUUAAAAUCAUAGGAAACUUACCAGGAAUCUUUGUUCCUUUUUGUGUUGGGGAAGUAACUCAUAAGCUGCAAAAUACGAUGCAUAUUUGGAGAUAUGUGUGGUCUUUCCACGGUACAGUUCUACUGAUGUGUGGUCUAGUCUUUUUGAUAUGGGGUGAUACGCAUGUACAGCCUUGGAAUAGCAUAAAGCGCAGGUUUCUUAAGAUCGUUCAAGUUGUAUAA